Molecule: messenger RNA, 3083 nt
Organism: Myotis davidii
Lineage: Eukaryota; Metazoa; Chordata; Mammalia; Chiroptera; Vespertilionidae
Gene: ATP4A
Product: ATPase, H+/K+ exchanging, alpha polypeptide
Exons: 16
Coding region: 2-2743 (913 amino acids)
Biological process (GO): proton transmembrane transport; intracellular potassium ion homeostasis; intracellular sodium ion homeostasis
Cellular component (GO): membrane
Molecular function (GO): P-type sodium:potassium-exchanging transporter activity; ATP binding; ATP hydrolysis activity
Source: RefSeq, a predicted model, not a curated record
UAUGGGGAGAGGAAAGCCCUUAGCAGCCACUGCCACCCCACCCUGUCCCCAGGGCCUGUCUGCCAGCUUGGCUGCGGAGCUGCUGCUGCGGGAUGGGCCCAACGCGCUGCGGCCACCAAAGGGUACCCCAGAGUACGUCAAGUUCGCACGGCAGUUGGCAGGUGGUCUGCAGUGCCUCAUGUGGGUGGCUGCUGCCAUCUGCCUCAUUGCCUUCGGCAUCCAAGCCAGUGAGGGUGACCUCACCACUGACGACAAUCUGUACUUGGCACUGGCUCUCAUUGCUGUGGUUGUGGUCACCGGCUGCUUCGGCUACUAUCAGGAAUUUAAGAGCACCAACAUCAUCGCCAGCUUCAAGAACCUUGUGCCCCAGCAAGCAACUGUGAUCCGAGAUGGGGACAAGUUCCAGAUCAAUGCAGAUCAGCUUGUGGUGGGUGAUCUGGUGGAGAUGAAAGGUGGCGACCGAGUGCCUGCUGACAUCCGCAUCCUCCAAGCCCAGGGCUGCAAGGUGGACAACUCCUCGCUGACGGGAGAGUCGGAGCCACAGACCCGCUCCCCUGAGUGUACACACGAGAGCCCACUGGAGACCCGCAACAUCGCCUUCUUCUCUACCAUGUGCCUCGAGGGCACAGCACAGGGCCUGGUGGUGAACACGGGUGACCGUACCAUCAUUGGGCGCAUUGCAUCACUGGCAUCUGGAGUAGAAAAUGAGAAAACACCCAUCGCUAUCGAGAUUGAACAUUUUGUGGACAUCAUUGCAGGCUUAGCCAUCCUCUUUGGUGCCACAUUUUUUGUGGUGGCCAUGUGCAUUGGCUACACCUUCCUGCGGGCCAUGGUCUUUUUCAUGGCCAUUGUGGUAGCCUAUGUACCGGAGGGGCUGCUGGCCACUGUCACGGUCUGCCUGUCUCUGACAGCCAAGAGGCUGGCCAGCAAGAACUGUGUAGUCAAGAACCUGGAAGCAGUGGAGACACUGGGCUCCACGUCAGUGAUCUGCUCUGACAAGACCGGGACCCUCACUCAGAACCGCAUGACUGUGUCCCAUCUGUGGUUCGACAACCACAUCCACUCAGCUGACACCACAGAAGACCAGUCAGGGCAAACGUUUGACCAGUCCUCGGAGACAUGGCGGGCGCUGUGCCGCGUGCUCACCCUGUGCAACCGAGCUGCCUUCAAGUCGGGCCAGGACGCGGUGCCCGUGCCAAAGCGCAUCGUGAUCGGGGACGCAUCAGAGACGGCGCUGCUGAAGUUCUCCGAGCUGACGCUGGGCAACGCCAUGGGCUACCGAGAACGCUUCCCCAAAGUCUGCGAGAUCCCCUUCAACUCCACCAACAAGUUCCAGCUGUCCAUCCACACCCUGGAGGACCCGCGGGACCCGCGGCACGUGUUGGUGAUGAAGGGCGCCCCUGAGCGUGUGCUGGAGCGCUGUAGCUCCAUCCUCAUCAAGGGCCAGGAGCUGCCCCUGGACGAGCAAUGGCGUGAGGCCUUCCAGACGGCCUACCUCAGCCUGGGAGGCCUGGGCGAGCGCGUGCUGGGCUUCUGCCAGCUCUACCUGAGUGAGAAGGACUACCCGCCUGGCUAUGCCUUUGACGUGGAGGCCAUGAACUUUCCAACCAGUGGUCUGUGCUUUGCGGGACUUGUGUCCAUGAUAGACCCGCCCCGGGCCACUGUCCCUGAUGCUGUGCUCAAGUGCCGCACAGCAGGCAUUCGGGUGAUUAUGGUGACAGGUGACCACCCCAUCACAGCCAAGGCUAUUGCGGCCAGUGUGGGCAUCAUCUCUGAAGGCAGUGAGACAGUGGAGGACAUCGCUGCUCGUCUCCGUGUGCCUGUAGAGCAGGUUAAUCGGAAGGAUGCCCGUGCCUGUGUGAUCAAUGGCAUGCAGCUGAAGGACAUGGACCCAUCAGAGCUGGUUGAGGUGCUGCGCACCCACCCUGAGAUGGUGUUUGCUCGUACGAGUCCCCAGCAGAAGCUAGUGAUUGUGGAGAGCUGCCAGCGACUGGGUGCAAUCGUGGCUGUGACAGGGGAUGGUGUCAACGACUCCCCAGCCCUGAAGAAGGCAGACAUUGGUGUGGCCAUGGGCAUUGCUGGCUCAGAUGCUGCCAAAAAUGCAGCCGACAUGAUCCUGCUGGAUGACAAUUUUGCCUCCAUUGUGACGGGCGUGGAGCAGGGCCGACUGAUCUUCGACAAUCUGAAGAAGUCCAUCGCUUACACAUUGACCAAGAACAUCCCUGAACUGACGCCAUACCUCAUUUACAUCACUGUCAGUGUGCCCUUGCCCCUCGGGUGCAUCACUAUCCUCUUCAUAGAACUCUGCACUGACAUUUUCCCAUCUGUGUCCCUGGCUUAUGAGAAGGCUGAGAGUGACAUCAUGCAUCUGCGGCCACGGAACCCGAAGCGUGACCGGUUAGUCAACGAGCCCCUGGCUGCCUACUCCUACUUCCAGAUUGGUGCCAUCCAGUCAUUUGCUGGCUUCACUGACUACUUCACAGCCAUGGCCCAGGAGGGCUGGUUCCCACUGCUGUGCGUGGGGCUGCGGCCACAAUGGGAGAACCACCACCUACAAGAUCUGCAGGACAGCUAUGGCCAGGAGUGGACAUUUGGGCAGCGCCUGUACCAGCAGUACACUUGCUACACCGUGUUCUUCAUCAGCAUCGAGAUGUGCCAGAUCGCUGACGUUCUCAUUCGAAAGACACGCCGCCUCUCUGCCUUCCAGCAGGGCUUCUUCAGGUGUCCCCAGCCCUGUCCUUAAGCCCUAGUCCCAACUUCCAUCAGGUCCUGACCAGGGCUUACUGCAGUCAGCAAACACCAGCACCGAAUGUACAGAUGUGCCAGGUGCUAAUAUUCCUUAUCGAUAGCUGGUCAGUAGCUCCCACCAUGUGCCUUUCAACUGGCCCCUCCAUGUUUCAUCAACUGAAGGGAUGAUGCUGAUAGGCCAGCACUGUUGCGGAGGGGCAGACCACUCCUGUGUUAAAUGUUUAGAACAGCUCCCUGCUGCUAAUGGCAUCUGACCUGCUCUGACCCAGUACCUUAUCUGACCCCCAGUUCCUAAAGGCUUUGUCCUGAGUCCAGCAGUCUGAGCCUGUUCUACC